AUGCAGCUCACCAUCGCCGUCACCAUUCUCGCCAGCAUGGCGGCUUCCGUAUCCACAGUCGCGCUAGCGCCCAAAGAUACGGUCACCAAGUACAAGCUCGCUUCAUGGAAUCCAGGGUCGGAGAUCGAAGGGUUGCCCAUCAAAGCGAGCAAGAGCCAAGGUCGUCUCCAGUACUUCGACAACGAGAACGGGAUUCCCACCCAGCCUUUGGAGACUACGGGCUGGAACCUUAACGGGGGUGUCCUGUACUUCUACGAGGCUCCCUUUGUAGCCUGCCCGACGUCGCACAACGGCCCGUACUUGGUGUAUCUGUACACCGGCACCCUUAACCCAGACGGCCACGCCGGCUGCCUCGGGUUCCGGGCUGUGAUCACGCCCGAGACCGACCCGGAGGGUUGCACGUACAGCCAGUAA
Molecule: messenger RNA, 414 nt
Organism: Dichotomopilus funicola
Lineage: Eukaryota; Fungi; Ascomycota; Sordariomycetes; Sordariales; Chaetomiaceae
Exons: 2
Coding region: 1-414 (137 amino acids)
Source: RefSeq, a predicted model, not a curated record